This is a messenger RNA of Zootoca vivipara (common lizard), 997 nucleotides long. The record is from RefSeq and is a predicted model, not a curated record. Lineage: Eukaryota; Metazoa; Chordata; Lepidosauria; Squamata; Lacertidae.
GUAUGCGUGUCGGCUUCUCUGGAUCAGAUGUCUAUACCUAACCAGGGGGUGGGAGGGAGCAGGGGAACUCUUUCUUUUGCUGCUUCUUUCUGACCAUGGAAGGAAGAAUGCAGGAGGGAGGAUGUCCUUCAAUGACUAGACAUGCUUGUUAUUCCCUCUCUCAUUGCAUGUUGUCUUCUCUUUUGUUACCAGGAUGCCUGCCAAUGUCUCCCUGAGUCUUCUCUCCAAACCCCACCUGCGGUUGAGAAAAGGCUCUCUGUUGGUGAGGUGGCUGAGCUUAGUUUCUCGCCUCCAGUUAUGUGCGUUCUUGACGGGGAUUUUGGGCUGGAUGAUGUGCAUUGCAACAACAGCCGGUGUGAACUGGAGAGUGUGGCGUGUAGAAAACAUCGAUGGAAUCGCCUCUGGAAACGUCUGGAUUGGAAUCUGGGCUGUCUGUUUUUGGAGAGACCCUUCUAACGAUGGCAACUCUUUUUGGCAUUGUGAAGUGCUCCAUGAGAAAUAUCCAAGCCUCCCAAGGGAAAUUUUUAUUGCUCAGGAUUUAAUGGCAUUAGCUUCCAUUAUGAAUUCAGCGGCCCUAGUGUUAACAUCAUUCGCCUUGUACAAUGUUUUUGAGCCCAGAAAACAUAAGGAUUUUGUGUUAACCUUUUUUAGGAUUGGAGCUUUCCUGAACUUAUUUGCAGGAAUACUUGUCCUGAUUUCUGUGAUAUGGAACAUGUCUGCUGUCUUGCAAAAUGGGGAAAUCAACUUCCCAGACGAAUUUGAAUUGCCUCCAAUUCCCAGCGAGCAGCAUAUAGGAGCUUCUAUUUACCUAGGCUAUAUCGCUGCGGGUUUCCAGCUGCUGAGUGCAGCAUUUGUUGGGAUUGAGAGAUUUUGCGUCAAGUCCCCCGCAAUAGAGACACGUGAAAUAGAAACUGUAAUGGUGAUUACCCCAGGAAGUGCGAGCUCCAAGCUACAGCUUUAUGACCACGUCGCAGGAGGGAACUCAGAGCAGGUCUAA